AAAAAAAAAACCUCGAAAAAAUGUUAAGCUCAUCUCUUAGAUCAUUCUCUAAGAAGACUUCUUUGAUCAAGAGUCUCAACAAGAGCGUUUUGAAUGCUCGUUGUUACGCUUCUCUCUCCAAGGAAGAAAUUGGAAUGUGGAAGAAGGAAAGAGAAACCGCUGGUGUCAAAUCAUCACCAAACGAUGAAUUCUCUGAUGACUUCUUGUACUACCUUUCCCAAACUGAAUACACUAGCUUCGUUACUGAAUGUAAGAAGGCUGGUAGAUUGGACGAUGCUCAAGUUAAGACUUUGACUGACAGAUACAAUAACCUCAUGAAGACUAAGAAGGAAACUUCUGAAAAGUGGGCUGGAUACAACAGAGGUAAAGUCUCCCAAAUUAUCGGUCCAGUCGUCGAUUGUAUCUUUGAAGGUGCUUUGCCACCUAUUGGUAACGCUCUCCACAUGUUGUUGCCAGGUCCAAACGGUCAACCAAUCGUCUUGGAAGUUGCUCAACACUUGGGUGAACACGAAGUCAGAACCAUUUGUAUUUCACCAACUGAUGGUCUCUUCAGAGGUAAGGAAUUAGUUGACACUGGUGGCCCAAUCACUGUCCCAGUCGGUAGAGAAACUCUUGGUAGAGUCUUGAACGUUUUGGGUGAACCAAUCGACGAAAGAGGUCCAGUCAAUGCUAAGAACAGAUACUCAAUCCACAGAGAUGCUCCAGUCCUUUCUGAACAAACUACACAAGACGAAAUCUUGGUUACCGGUAUUAAGAUUAUCGACGUUUUGAUCCCAUAUCCAAAGGGUGGUAAGAUUGGUUUGUUCGGUGGUGCUGGUGUCGGUAAGACAGUCGUUAUCAUGGAACUUAUUAACAAUAUUGCUAAGAAGCACGGUGGUUUCUCAGUUUUUGGUGGUGUCGGUGAAAGAACCAGAGAAGGUACUGACUUGUUGUUGGAAAUGAUCCAAUCUAGAGUCAUUGUUGUUGAUGGUGAAGGUUCAAAGGCCUCCCUUGUCUACGGACAAAUGAACGAACCUCCAGGUGCUAGAGCUAGAGUUGGUCAAACUGCCUUGUCUAUUGCCGAAUAUUUCAGAGAUGAAGAAGGACAAGAUGUCUUGCUCUUUAUUGACAACAUUUUCAGAUUCACUCAAGCUAACUCUGAAGUCUCUGCUCUCUUGGGUAGAAUUCCAUCUGCUGUCGGUUAUCAACCUAACUUGUCUACCGAUAUUGGUGAAUUGCAAGAAAGAAUUACUUCCACAAAGAAGGGUUCUAUUACCUCAGUCCAAGCUAUUUACGUUCCUGCUGACGAUAUUACCGAUCCUUCACCAGCUACUACAUUUGCGCACUUGGAUGCCACAACUGUCUUGUCCAGACAAAUUGCCGAACAAGGUAUGUAUCCAGCCGUCGAUGCCUUGGAAUCCAUGUCUCGUUUGAUCAAUCCUUCUGCCAUUGGUAAAUAUCACUACGAUACUGCUGACGGUGUCAGAAAGUGUUUGCAAGAAUAUCAAAACUUGCAAGAUAUUAUUGCUAUCUUGGGUAUGGACGAAUUGUCUGAUGAAGAUAGAUUGACUGUCGAUCGUGCCAGAAGAUUGCAAAAGUAUUUGACUCAACCUUUCGCUGUUGCUGAAGUCUUUACUGGUAAGCCAGGUUAUUUCGUCGAAUUGGAAGAUGCUGUCGAAGAAGCCAGAGGUAUCAUUGAAGGUAAAUACGAUGAAGUUCCAGAAGCCGCUUUCUUCAUGUCUGGUAACAUGACCAUUAUUUUAGGUACUGCCAAGAGAAUGGUUGACGAUUUGAACGCCAGAUUGCUUGCCGAUAAGGAAAGAUUGAAGAAGGAAGAAGACGAAUAAGUGUAUCAAAUGUAAAUUUACGAACGUGGGAACCCAAUUUUCAUCUCAGGAAAAAUAAAAAGAACUUGAGGUUUUUUCUCUUAUAUAUU
This is a messenger RNA of Naegleria gruberi, 1915 nucleotides long. RefSeq names its product mitochondrial F-1-ATPase subunit. Bases 21 to 1826 code for a protein of 601 amino acids. Gene Ontology annotation, molecular function: proton-transporting ATP synthase activity, rotational mechanism; ATP hydrolysis activity; ATP binding. Gene Ontology annotation, biological process: proton motive force-driven mitochondrial ATP synthesis; proton transmembrane transport. The record is from RefSeq and is a predicted model, not a curated record. Lineage: Eukaryota; Heterolobosea; Eutetramitea; Acrasida; Naegleriidae. The transcript is spliced from 2 exons.